Messenger RNA from Mytilinidion resinicola, 881 nucleotides. RefSeq lists its product as uncharacterized. The record is from RefSeq and is a predicted model, not a curated record. The coding region runs from base 85 to 666 and encodes 193 amino acids. Lineage: Eukaryota; Fungi; Ascomycota; Dothideomycetes; Mytilinidiales; Mytilinidiaceae. The transcript has a single exon.
AAUGGCCGGCACGGGCAUAGGACUAAUCAGCAUGGUAGAUCUCUACGUCUUGACGAAGAGGAGGCGAUUGUGUUUCAUAAUUGGAUGAUUUGGCAGAUCAACCAGCAGCUCAGGCGGAAAAGGGAAAAUAUCUCUGUCGCGGACUAUCAGACCUUUGGCGAGGAGCUCGUCAGUGAGUUGUGGAAAGGGCGGAUGGAUUGGGCUACGGCGUUGGAGCAUUUCUUCACCUUUAUCGGCCAGCAUGGAAGGGCGACGCAGAUCGGCGUGACAGCAUCUGCUCCUCCAGUGCCGCAUGCCGUCCAACAACCACAGCAGCAGCAGACCUCUGCCCCUGCUCCUCCGACCGCAAACAACAUCGAACGGCCAAAACAGGACACUAUGCCUUCACCUCCACACGCAACCGCCAUCAUCGACCAAGAGCGCGUGGCACAAAGAGAGAUUCUGAAGAACAGGUUGGAGAAAGUCGCAGGCGAACGGCCAGAGGCUGCCCUACAGUUGGCAUUUCGCCUGGAAAUCAAGAUUUACGGCGAAUCCAAGCACGAUCUUGCGAACUACCGGAGACUCAUCAAGUACGAAAGCGUCACUGAAACGAAGUUCAACAAGUGGUAUGAGGAGUGGAUGGAGUCUGAUAGUGGUGAGGAUAUGGAUAUUUCAGGUAGGCGCUGAGUAAUGAUGGAAUUGGAUUGACGGACGCGAUCUCAUGAUCGAGGAAUUAGUAUUGAGGAUCGCGAAGAGUAGAGGGACGAUGGGCAAGUUUGGGCAUAGAGUUUGGCGUUUUUGUUCUUUAUGUUGACAUUCUACUUUGUUUUCCGGGAUCAUUGUACUGAGCGCUUUUCAAAUCACUCUCCAUACUUUCUAGAAGUAUAAUGCAUCUAAGAAGC